Molecule: messenger RNA, 2155 nt
Organism: Malaclemys terrapin pileata
Lineage: Eukaryota; Metazoa; Chordata; Testudines; Emydidae
Gene: AKAP8L
Product: A-kinase anchoring protein 8 like
Exons: 13
Coding region: 62-1978 (638 amino acids)
Cellular component (GO): nucleus; nuclear matrix
Molecular function (GO): protein kinase A regulatory subunit binding; DNA binding
Source: RefSeq, a predicted model, not a curated record
CUGUCGCAGGUGGCAGCCGCGGGCGGGGGGUGAGGCGAGAGGGGGACGUGGAGCCGCUGUCAUGAGCUACUCAGGUUAUGGCAACUGGAACUCUGGGACAAACAGAGGAUACGAGGGAUAUAGUUAUGGAUAUGGAUACGGUCAAGAUAACUCUGGCAAUUAUGGGUAUGGUAUGGCCACUUCAAACUCUUGGGAAAUGCCUAAUUCAGACACAGACCCUAACACUUCCACUGGCGCCGAUGCUGUUAUAGCAAAAAUGAACCAGCGCUUAGAUAUGGUGUCUCAUCUAGAAACGGACACAAUGCAAGGAGGACAUUAUGGCUCAGGUGGAGACAGGUAUAAUACAUAUGAGUCCUACGACUCAAGGUCUUCACUGAACGACCGUGAUCUAUACAGAUCCGGCUAUGAUUACAGUGAGGCUGAACAUGACACCGAAAAUGCCUAUGAAGGUUGCUAUGACAGCUUCUAUGGGAACCACAGGGACCAGUACCAGAACAGAGCACGGGACAACUUUGGCCAGCGGGGUCAGAACUGGGCCAGAGACGGGCGAAAUAACAGACCCAUGGCAUCUUCAUAUUCCGGGCACAUGGGCGGACAGUGGAAUGAGCAGCCAAUGGGAGGGCGGGGCCAUGGCCCCCACGGCUCCUCUAGGCUCCCAUCCCUCUUCUCCCACAACAUUAUCCCAGAACUCAGCAUGUUCCAGGGAAUGCGAGGUUUCUCUGGAAACAUGCGCUUUGGAGGAGGCGGCAUGAAACAACGAAUGAGGAGAAACUGGAAAAUGUGGGACGCAGACUUUAAAUCACAGAAAAAGAAAAUCAAGAAGGACCCUACCUCUAAGAAGAGAAAACAAACUGACAGCACUGAUGAACCUGACAGCAAGGCAGCAAAAACUGAUGGCUCUGACAACUCCGACUCUGAGAAUGAGGAAGGGACUGAAGGAGAAGCAGCAGAGAAGGAGGGCUCCAAAGCUGAGGGUGACGAUGAAGAAGGAAAAGAUUCUGAGAAAGGUGCUUUAACAAUUCAAGAAGAGAUCAGUCAAAUCAAGCGCAAAUUGCAGGCAGGCAAGAAAACUCAAGAGAGGCAGAAAAAGAGGCAUCGGGAUCGCAUGGUAGAAAGGAUUCAGUUUGUUUGUUCGCUGUGCAAAUAUCGGACCUUCUAUGAGGAUGAGAUGAAUGUUCAUCUGGAAAGCAAAUUCCACAAGGAACAUUUCAAAUUUGUUGGAACAAAACUGCCUCAGCAGACAGCUGACUUCCUCCAGGAUUACGUUGCUAACAAAACAAAGAAAACCGAAGAACGCCGUAAAGCAAUUGAAGACAUUAAUGCAGUUAUCCAACAGAUCUAUAAAGACCAAGAUCUUACCCAAGAUAUUGGCAUGGAACACUUUAUUAAAAAGGUGGAGGCUGCUCACUGUGCUGCAUGUGACCUCUUCAUCCCAAUGCAGUAUGGAAUUAUCCAGAAGCACCUGAAGUCCCUUGACCACAACCACAACCGCAGAGCCAUGAUGGAGCAGUCCAAGAAAUCAUCUUUAGUAGUUGCAAGAAGUAUUCUCAAUAACAAACUAAUCAGCAAGAAAUUGGAGCGGUAUUUGAAGGGUGAGAAUCCCUUCACAGAUGAUCCAGAAGAGAAAGAGGAGCAUGAGGAAGGAGAGGGUGGAACGAGUGGAAAUGCAGAGGAGGGAAUAGCUGAAGGAGCAGAUGGAAACAAGAUUGAUGAAGAAAACCAAGAUGAAGAAAACAAAGAUGAGGAAAGCCAAGACCGAGCGGAGAACCCAGAAGCAGACGCAACUGAGAAUCACGGGGAGCAAGAGGAGAUUCAGGCAGAGGCACAAGCAGAAGUAGAAGCAGGCUACACAGAGGAGAAGAAUUCACAAGUUGCAGAGGAAACCCUCACUGCUGAGGAGGAAGAGCAACUGCUGGAAGGAGGUGAGGAAGAAAGCAAAGGAGUUACUGCAGCAGAAGAGGAUGAGCCCUUGGAGUAGACUCUGGAUGGGGAAGCUGACCUGUUUAAGACCCAGCAUUAAGUUUUUUUAAAACAUAACUAUCUGUGAAACUUCAUAGUAUGUUUUUGGUUAUCAUUCUACUAAACUUUCACCUAGUUAUGGCAGUUGAAAGCCUCUAUCUGUAAAGUGUUUUUGGAAAUAGAUUUUUUUUUUUUU